AUUGCGCUCGUGUACGCGCCCUCGCCUGCACGCCCAGCGCCUCACUGUCCCGUUAUUCCCGGGUCUCCGCGAGCAGCGGUGCUGACCCAGCGGUCCGACAUGUCGCAGCUGCCCGCAGUCAGCAGCGUCCCGCAGACGGGCGCAGCGAGCGGCGACCGCGAGCUCCCGCAGGCCGAGGUAGGCGGCGAGCGGCGUGCGCUCCCGGGUCCGGCGCGACCGGAGGAGAUCCGGGAAGGCCCGAUGGCGGCGGACCGGGAAGGCCCCGCAGCCCCGGCGGCGGCGGCUAGGGGAGGCCGAGUAGCUGCAGCCCCAGAAGGCAGGGCGGCAGAGGCCCGGGGAAGCCCCGCGGCGGCGGCCCGUGGCGGCGCAGCGGCCCGCGAAGGCCUGGUGGCGGCGGCGUCCAGGGAAGUCCGGAUGGCGGAGAUGGCCCGGCUGCUGGGCGAGCCGCUGGAGGAGGAGGCUCCGGAGGGCAGGCCCCGGUCCCGGGCGGGCGGGCUGGCGGCGAUGCCGUACCUGCGCUUCCGCCACCCCCUCAGCGUCUUAGGCAUCAAUUACCAGCAGUUCCUGCGCCACUACCUGGAGAACUACCCGAUCGCCCCGGGCCGAAUCCAGGAGCUGGAGGAGCGCCGGCGGCGCUUCGUAGAGGCCUGCAGAGCCAGGGAGGCUGCCUUCGACAUAGAGUACCUGCGCAACCCCCAGAGGGUGGAUUUUGACAUUUUAACGUUUACUAUAGCCCUAACUGCGUCAGAGGUGAUCAAUCCUCUAAUAGAAGAACUGGGUUGCGAUAAGUUCAUCCACAGAGAGUGAGGAGUCGGGCUGAGGGAUGGGCAUGGCACCAAGACCUCCGCAUCCAAGUUAAACCCCAUCCCGCAUCUUGGUUUUUCAGAAGUCAAAAAAGGAACUUGACAAUGAGGCAGUGCAUCGCUGGAGGGGGAAAAGCGUCAGAAAAAUUGGGGGUGAAAUGUCGAAAGCACCAUAAGACUCCUAUACCGUUUCUUGAGUUUAUGAUUGGUUGAGAUUUGUGUUAUGGAAAAAGUCCAUCCUCGUGGCUUCGUUAAUAAGUAAAGGGUGGUUUUGUAGAACUUUAAAGACGUAAAAUUGCCAGUAGCAGAGCCCACGACGAAGAAAGAUCAGCGUGAAGAGUUAAAACUGGUUUUAGGACCAAGUUUAUGUCAAGAACUUGACCUUGUCAGAACACACAGUCUUCACGUCAGAGUCAACAAAAGUGUAUAGUGUAAGGCGGAUUCUGUGUUUCUGAGACAUUGCGAAUGGCAAGCAACAUGAAUAAUUGUAUAUAGUAUGUGAUAAAUUGUGUUUUCAAACAUA
Molecule: messenger RNA, 1326 nt
Organism: Rattus norvegicus (Norway rat)
Lineage: Eukaryota; Metazoa; Chordata; Mammalia; Rodentia; Muridae
Gene: Eid2
Product: EP300 interacting inhibitor of differentiation 2
Exons: 1
Coding region: 100-807 (235 amino acids)
Cellular component (GO): nucleus
Source: RefSeq, marked validated